Messenger RNA from Seriola aureovittata, 4678 nucleotides. RefSeq names its product sodium-dependent neutral amino acid transporter B(0)AT2-like. The record is from RefSeq and is a predicted model, not a curated record. NCBI's taxonomy places the organism in Eukaryota, Metazoa, Chordata, Actinopteri, Carangiformes, Carangidae. The transcript has 12 exons. Bases 868 to 2838 code for a protein of 656 amino acids. Gene Ontology annotation, biological process: sodium ion transmembrane transport. Gene Ontology annotation, cellular component: membrane.
GUGUGCGUGUGUGUUUGCGCGUGCGCCACACCAUGCAGAUCACUUAAAUUUAGCUAAUUGCUGCAAAUAAUUAAGUUGGCCUUUAUACUGAUGUCAACAGCACUUGCAACCCCUCCAUGACAACAUUACAGCAGUGGUGGAAAGUACAUUUACUUGAGUACAAAUACAAUUUUGAAGUAAUACUAGUUUGCUUGGAUAUUUCAAUUUUCUACUGCUUAAUAUUUACAAUUCAGAGGGGGAUAUUAAUACUUUUAACUCCUCAAGUGUCUUUGAAGAUGAAAAUUACAUAUGCAAAUUUGAGAUCUACUUUAAUUUGCUCCACCUAGAAAAAGUGCUUACACAUUGGUAGAAUCUUGUCACCCAAUGGUAACCCCAGGAUAUGGUGUCUUCAUCAUGGUUGAAAAAAAUUGGUGUAUGAUUUUUAUGACAGAUUCAUAGAAAACGAAGGAUACCUCAUUCUCUAAUGUGGGUAUCCUGGUUUACUGCGGCCCCUAAACGCAACGUUGUGGUUAUUGUAUUGCAUCACGCGGAAGAAACAAGCCCACCACUACACCAAUGGACAACGAGAACACACGGGCGGUUACAGUAUGACUGUAUUCAACUGAUGUACAUCUGUUUGUAUAUCUUUUAAAAAAAAAAAGAGAGAUUAAUGUUGGUGUCAAAGUAUCUGGUAUGUUGUGUUAAUUUGAAAAACCAAAGAGUAACUUAGUCGCGACGUGGUGGACAACACUAACAGUCCAAACCGUUGCCACACGUGCUCGUUAACUCCUCUGGUUAAAAAGAAACGAUCAUCGCCGACAUUCUCCGUUUUCUGCCAUCUCCAGUGUUUCCUCUACCUCUUCCCUAACGACAUUUGUCGGUGUCCAGAUGGAGAAGGAGCCCCUGCCAACUGAUGAUGACAAGACAGAGGUCAACGGCUACACUGGUGAGGAGAGUCAGCAGGCCUCGUCCGAGCCUCCAGCUCGAGCAGGAUGGAACAGUAAAAUAGAGUACUUUUUGGCUCAGGUGGGAUUCAGCGUCGGGCUUGGCAAUGUCUGGAGGUUUCCAUAUUUGUGCCAUCAGAAUGGAGGAGGAGCUUUUCUCCUCCUGUACGUGAUGCUCAUGCUGGUUGUGGGCAUUCCUUUGUUCUUCCUGGAGCUGGCAGCCGGUCAGGCCAUUCGACAAGGCAGCAUCGGAGUGUGGAGGUACAUUUCCCCCAGGCUCGCAGGGAUCGGCUAUUCCAGCUGUGUGGUGUGUUUCUUUGUGGCUCUCUACUACAAUGUGAUCCUUGCCUGGAGUCUUUUCUAUCUUGGGAACUCGUUCCAGCACCCUCUACCUUGGAACCAGUGUCCAGAACAGGGGAAUUUAACAGUAAAAGAAUGUGAAAAGAGCUCCCCCACAUCGUAUUUCUGGUACCGCAAAGCUUUGAAUAUCACAGACUCAAUUGAUGACACGGGCUCUUUCAAUCCUUACAUCGUCUGCUGUCUUCUGGCGGCCUGGACCAUCGUGUGCCUGGGAAUGUUCAAGGGUAUCAAGACCUCUGUCAAGGUGAUGUAUUUCUCCUCCAUCUUCCCCUACGUUGUUCUGAUCUGCUUCCUUGUCCGAGGACUCAUGCUGGAUGGGGCCUUAGAGGGAAUAUCCUUCAUGUUCUACCCAAAGUUGGAAAUUUGGGCAGACUUGCAGGUGUGGCGGCAGGCAGCCACACAGGUUUUCUUUGCCCUGGGUCUUGGCUUCGGCUCCAUUAUUGCCUACUCGUCCUAUAAUCCCAAGAAUAACAACUGCCACCGGGAUGCCUUCACUGUCUCUGCUAUAAACUUCCUCACAUCUGUGCUGGCCACUCUGGUGGUGUUUGCUGUGCUCGGCUUCCGCGCCAAAGGCAAAGUCAUGGAAUGUGUAGUCAGAAAUAUGAAUGAGCUAUCGGAGCAGUUUCACAGCGGCCAUGUGGAUGAAAACCUGAUGCCAAACUUCAACUACUCUAUUCCCAGUUCUGUGCAUGUACAGCGCUACAGGGCCUGGUUUAAAGAACAUGGAAAUAAUGUCCCUGGCAAUUUAACGGACUGUGACCUAGAACAAGAGAUGCAGAAGGGUGUGGAGGGUACAGGCCUAGCUUUUAUUGCCUUCACAGAGGCCAUGUCACUUCUGCCUGGCAGCCCUUUCUGGUCAGCACUCUUCUUCCUCAUGUUGCUCAACUUGGGACUCAGCACCAUGUUUGGCACCAUGGAGGGCAUCCUCGCCCCGCUCACUGACCGCUUCAAAACUCUGGCCAACAACAAGACCAAACUCACAAUUUUCAGCUGCAUCAUAGGCUUUCUGAUUGGCCUGCUCUUCACCCAGCGCUGUGGGAACUACUUUGUGAUGAUGUUCGAUGAUUACUCUGCCACUCUGCCCCUCAUUAUUGUGGUGGUGUUUGAGACCUUCAGUGUGUCCUGGCUAUAUGGAGCAGACAGGUUCCUUGAUGAUAUUGAGGCAAUGCUGGGCUGGCGCCCCAGUGUGGUGUACAAGUACCUUUGGAAAUACGUUUGCCUGCUUUCUAUGCUGGGGUUGCUGGGAGCCACCACCAUUCGCAUGUUCAUCAAAAGACCCACUUACAUGGCAUGGAACCAAGCAAUGGCCUCUGAGGAACACCUGCCGUACCCUGGCUGGGCUCUGGCUGUUCUGGCUUUACUGAUCAUAAUUGCCAUGAUGCCCGUCCCAGUGGCCUUGGUCCACGCUGUUCUGAAGGAAACGACAAAGAAAAUAUCCAGAGAUACAGAGAAUGGUGAAUACAGCAUGGUAAGCACAGAUGACAAGUGUGACACUCCCGUGACUGAAAUGACAGAAGUCGAACAAAGGAGCAGGACCUUUGCUUCUUUUUCCUAAACGCUGAACUUGUGAUAUUACAAUGUGGGAAAUGAACCUGCAGUACCCAGUCAAAAUUUAACUUUGCCAUUUUAAAGGACAAUUUAAUUGCGUCUCCCUCUUUUGUGGCGAUAUGGCACAGAGAGCAAAUGCAGUAUAUACCGAAAGGUUCAAUUUUUUUAAUAUUUAAAAACUUUUUUUUAUAUGUAAAUGAAGUCCAAACAUAUCCACAUGAUAUUACUUUUUUUUUUUUUUUUUUAAAUACUACUGUUCCAACCAGUCUACCAACUUUUGAAAAGUGUGUAAUAUAGAAAAUAUGGAACAAAUAAUAUAUUGCCAUAUGAUGACUAAAAGGUUGAAUUUCCAACAACUGCUGAUUUUUAGAGUUGUUGUCCCAAUGUUUUAGUUUUCAGUAUAAGCCUUGGACAUCACAUAAACACGUUCCUGCAUUUUUUUUUUGUAUAAAUAGUUCACUUGUACAUUUAUCUACAAUAAUGAUGACUUUUUUUUUCACCUUUAUAAAAACACUCACGUGUGAGAUGUACCUCAUCAUUUCAAGAAUUGAUACAUACUACUUUGACAGUAAAUAUCCCCAAAAAUUCCUAAACCAGCAACCUUUUGCUCCUCAUUUUGUUAUAGACAGAACUUGUUACAAAAGGUUUGUGAGACUGUUACACCAGGAAAGGGGAAAUUCAGGUAUGUUGAAAUGAAGUACAGCUAUUAGGUACAGUAUUAAUGCUAUUUACAACACAGAGGCCAUUAACAACGUUUACAGCUCAACACCACUGACUCCUGAGUCACUGUAGAUUCUACAGUUUCAGGUCACAGGUACUAUAUGUAUUCAGGCAAAUUGUGUAUCUACACAUUUCACACUACACAUGUAUGUGAACAUUCUCUGUUCAACUUGAAAUCCAACAGCUGAUGUACAGUAUAUGAGUAUGAAAUUUCUGGCUUUGUUUUACAGUGAUUGUCAUUUUAACAUCACUGUUGUCUCGGUAUUGGUAAAAGUUUAAAAUUCGACUCUGAAAAUACAUUUCUAUCAUUCUGUCAUGUCCAUUUCUGUGACAUCAAACUUCAGCAACAAAAAAAUCAUCUGUUGUAAUGAAUACAGGAACAAGGGCUGUUGGCAACCUGCAGCCUGGUUUUUUUUGUUUUUGCUGAACCGGUUGAUCAAGUGACAGCAUGGUACACACACUGAGGGGAAAGUCAAAGUUGUAAUGUAAAUAUGUAUAUAGUACAUGGGAAAAGUCUUCAAGAACAGAUGUUAUAGAAAUUUGUAUAUCAAUUUGUACGUCAGUUUUUACAUCAAAUUUGCAUGAAGCAUUGUUUUGUCUUAGUUUUUUAAGCUCGGGUUUAGGAGGAAACUAGGUGCAUGUUUAUUUCAAAGGGCUAUACAAAGUCUCUGACCGGGCAAAGUACUCCUUUACCUAAGAUGUAACUAUUAAUACAUGUCAUGUAAUUGAUGUGAUGAUUUUUGAGAACUAUUUUGUACACUUAAGUCCUUGAUCAUCAUCUUCUUCUGUUUGCAGUAGCCAUUUUUCUGAAGUUAAAGGUGUUGGUUUUUUUACAUUCUCAGUGGGUUACUAUCCAAAUGAAUUGACCUCAUGAACUUUAAUGCUGCUGAAUGUAACUUUAUUGACCCUAAGUGCCUUCAGAUUUAAUGAGGCUGAUUGAACAAAUGUUAAAAGCAUUCCAGCAUAUAAUUUUAAAAAUUUCUUUUGGCAGACUCAUUUUUCAAUAGUGUAUGUAGUUUGUCUAUAUGAAAUGAAUUUUUAAGAAAAUGUAAUAUAAUGCCACUUCUAUGUAAUAUAUUGUCGUUCUUUUAUUAAAAAAAGUACAGCAAAAUACUGUAUUAAAACAA